AUGUAUAGUGACACUGGUGAAACCAUUGAGCCAGGCGAUGCGACAAUGAUUUUUUCUGAUGGCACAUUGCAAUUCGUCGAUAAUAUGGAAACAGUUAUUGUGUGUGCCACGAAACAAAGCAAAGCAGUUGUAUUGGUCGAAUUCCGCGACAAAAUCGUAGCAGCUUUCAUGUUGAGCAGUGAUCGAGGUAUGUUGGUUAAACACCUAAAUGAACGUGGAGGCUAUAUCCCGAUCGGAUACAAGAACACAGCUAUUGCACUGUUGGUGUUGCCGGGUGAUCAACCGUUCAUUGGUCAAAUUCGCGUUAAGUCUAUGGGCGAGGGCGAAAACGACCAAACGGGCCAAAUUCGCAUCGGUGACAUGCACAACCCACGAAUUUACGUUCCUGAAACCAUGAUGGUUAUGUAUCAACAUUUGAGAAAUGAGGAGAAGACUGGCAAACGUCCUGUAAAUAAAUACACGUUUGCCCAACACGAACUUUCAUUGCAGACAAACAAAUAUCCAAUGAAAAACAUUGGCAAACUGGGACGCAUUUUCAGUGAACAAGAAGCCAUGAAAUGGCUGGAAAAAGCAACGAAUUUUACCCCCAUCGAAAAGUCGUUGCAAGCCGAAUUUGUGUUAGGCGGAAAAAAUGUGUGCGCGAUUUUUUAUCCGAAGCAACAGUGCGAAUAUGUUCAAGCCAUGUGCAAAAGCCUGGGUUUUUCCGAAAAACCACAGUUUGAUGAAAAUGAAACAUUCGAACUAUCAUCAAGUUCAGCAACCGAUGGUGAAACUAUCGAAACAAAUUCAGAAGAUGGCUCUGAUGAAAGUAAAACCGUUCAAGGCAUUGAACCAAAGUCUCAUUUGGCAUCAUUCGGUGUUGUCCCUGCAAUGGAUUGGAAAACAGUUAGUAUUGCGAACGCCAGUGAAGAAACAAAACUGGAACCGGAAUCGUUUGGCGCUACUUCAUUGGGCUGGACAGGUUCCGCUGGAAUUGGUUCUGGCUAUUGUGCACCCCCCGAUGAAGGAACAACGCAGAAUCUUGGAAUGAAUGCAAAGGCAAGAUCGGGUGAGAGCCAAACAGUUCAGGGCAUUGAAUCAAAGUUUCAUUCGCCAUCAUUCGGUGUUGUUCCUGCAAUGGAUUUGAAAACAGUUGGUAUUGGCUCGGACGAUAUACAACUGGAUGGUCAUUGUACACCUACAAAAAAAAAAUCAAAGUCUCAUGUACGAAAGAAUGUCAGUGCAAAGAAAGCCGCUGAAGACACCCAUGCACAUAAUGAAUUCAUGGAACAGAAUCGACGAUUGGCUCAAGAAUCAUUUGCUCGAUUGAUGGAAUUUCAUGUGAAAUCCUUGGAUCAAAAGCAAAAUAUGCUGCAACAAAAUGCUGCCAUGGCACCAGACCAAAAUAAGCCUUAA
Molecule: messenger RNA, 1395 nt
Organism: Sitodiplosis mosellana (orange wheat blossom midge)
Lineage: Eukaryota; Metazoa; Arthropoda; Insecta; Diptera; Cecidomyiidae
Exons: 3
Coding region: 1-1395 (464 amino acids)
Source: RefSeq, a predicted model, not a curated record